This is a messenger RNA of Elgaria multicarinata webbii, 2541 nucleotides long. RefSeq names its product vomeronasal type-2 receptor 26-like. The record is from RefSeq and is a predicted model, not a curated record. NCBI's taxonomy places the organism in Eukaryota, Metazoa, Chordata, Lepidosauria, Squamata, Anguidae. Gene Ontology annotation, cellular component: plasma membrane. Gene Ontology annotation, molecular function: G protein-coupled receptor activity. The coding region runs from base 1 to 2541 and encodes 846 amino acids. Gene Ontology annotation, biological process: G protein-coupled receptor signaling pathway. The transcript has 6 exons.
AUGGUGGACAUACUGCUGGUACUGAUUGUUUGCAUGGAAUGUAAAGCUCACAUUGAGAACUGUAGGGUCACAAAACCUAACCCUCCACUUCACAAGUAUCAUCAGUCAGGAGACCUCAUCAUUGGUGGCAUUACUUCUUAUGGUCUCCUCGUCUCCAGUCCAAUAGUAUUCACAGAAGAACCCCAUCAGGCAUUGUCAGAGGAACUUAUUGUAUUUCCUAAGCAUUACCAGCACAUCCUGGCCUUCGCAUUUGCAGUAAAAGAAAUCAAUGAAAACCCUCAGAUCUUACCCAAUAUCACCUUGGGCUUCCACAUUUAUGAUAGCUAUGACAAUGCAAGAAGGACCUAUCAUGCCACAAUGCUACUGUUGACUACACUGCAAAACAUUGUACCUAACUAUGUAUGUGAUAUCCAGAAUAGAUUAACAGCAGUUAUUGGGGGACUAGACUCUGAAAUCUCCCUUUAUGUGGCAAAUAUCUUGGAUACCUAUAAGACUCCACAGCUCAUCUAUGGCCCUGCUCCCAUUAUGAAUGCUAAAACUCCAGGCCUUCCCUUCUAUCAGCUGGCUCCUCAGGAAGCUCUUCAGUAUGAGGGGAUCCUCUCUCUGCUUCUCUGGUUCCGGUGGACAUGGAUUGGUAUUGGUGUUAUGGAUAAUGAUAAUGGAGAAAGAUUUCUACAAGUGGUCAUUCCACUACUUUCUAAGACGGGUGUCUGUUUUGCUUUCAUAGAAAGAAGCCCCAAAUUAAGUUUUGACAGUAAAAUUAAUGAUGCAUUUAUACUGGGGGCAAAAAUACAUGAUAAAGUGAUGGGCAGCAAAGCCAAUGUAGCAGUAGUCCAUGGAGAAUCUUAUUCCACGGCAAUUUUUCUCUUCUUUCCAUAUCUAUCAGAGCACGAGGUCUUGGCAAAGGAAGUCAAAGGGAAAGUAUGGAUAAUAACAGCUCAGUUUGAAUUCACUUCACUUGUCUUACAAAGGAAUUGGGAUUCAGAAAUAUUCCAUGGCACUAUAUCCUUCAGAAUCCACUCCAGUGACCUACUGGGAUUUCAGCAGUUUCUUGAGAGCAGAAACCCUUCUAGCUCUAAAGAAGAUGGUUUUAUCAGGGAUUUCUGGCAACAGGCCUUUGGCUGUUUAUUCCCAGACAGUAUUGUGGGCAAGGCGGAUGUGGACAUUUGCACAGGGGAGGAGAGGCUGGAGAGCCUUCCUGGAUCCUUCUUUGAAAUGAGCAUGAUUGGACACAGCUAUAGCAUCUACAAUGCUAUCUAUGUGGUGGCCCAUGCCCUGCAUCAUGCCACAUCCACUUCUAGAGCUAAGCAUUUUACACUGAUUGAUGCAGUGGAACCCAAACUUCAGAGUCUUCAAUUUGGGCAGCUUCAACCACUUCUAAAAUAUGUCUCAUUUAAUAACAGUGCAGGGGACAAAGUUUCUUUCAACCAGAAUGGGGAGAUAAUUGCUGGAUUGGAUGUGGUCAAUUGGAUUAUCUUCUCCAACCAUUCAUUUCAUAGGUCACGGCCUCUUUCUCUGUGUACUGAGAGUUGCCAACCUGGUUCUCGCAAGAAAAUGAAGGAGGGGGAGCCAUUUUGCUGCUAUGAUUGCAUCCCAUGCCCAGAAGGGAAGAUUUCAAACCAGGAGGACAUGAAUGACUGCCAUAAAUGCACUGAAGAAAACUACCCAAACGAAAAACAGGAUGCCUGCGUUCGCAAGUCAGUAACCUUCUUGUCUUAUGAAGAACCUUUAGGAUUUAGUUUAGCCUGUUUUGCCUUCUCCUUUGCUUUGACUACAGCUCUGGUGCUGGGAACCUUUACGAAGCACCACAACACUCCCAUUGUCAAAGCCCACAACCGGAGUCUCACCUACACUCUCCUCAUCUCCCUCCUUCUCUCCUUUCUUUGUGCAUUGCUGUUUAUUGGACGUCCUCAGAAGGUGACCUGUCUCCUCCGACAAACGACUUUUGGACUCAUCUUCUCAGUGGCAGUUUCUUGUGUGCUGGCAAAAACCAUCACGGUGGUUCUGGCUUUCAUGGCCACCAAGCCAGGGUCCAGGAUGAGGAAGUGGGUGGGGAAAAGACUGGCCAUCUCCAUUGUCCUUUUCUGCUCCCUCAUCCAAGCAAGCAUCUCUACUUUCUGGCUGGCCACCUCUCCACCUUUCCCAGAUAUGGACAUGCACUCAGUGGCUAAAGAAAUUGUUCUACAAUGUAAUGAACAGUCUGUGACUCUGUUUUCCUGUGUUCUGGGCUACAUGGGUUUCCUGGCAAUGGUGAGUUUCACCGUGGCUUUCCUUGCAAGGAAGCUCCCUGACAGUUUCAAUGAAGCCAAGUUCAUCACUUUCAGCAUGCUCGUCUUCUGCAGUGUGUGGUUAUCCUUUGUUCCAUCGUAUCUGAGCUCCAAGGGAAAAUACAUGGUAGCCGUGGAGAUCUUCUCUAUCUUAGCCUCUAGUGCUGGGUUGUUGGUUUUUAUCUUUUCCCCAAAAUGUUACAUUAUAGUGUUGAGACCUCAGCUGAACACGAGGGAACAGCUAAUAAGGAGAAAAGAUGGAAGAAGUCUGUAA